AUGUUUAUUAUUAUGCUGAUGAACAAAGAUUAUGAUGAUGGAAACACAUCUAAACCUGUGUCAGGAGAAAAGGGAGGAAACGUCACACUAACAUGUGAAUCUGAGGCCAAUAAUAUUGUUCACACUGAGUUAUUCAGUCGGUCAGAAGACAUAGAUGUGUGUCAGGAUGAAGAAUGUAGUGUUCGAGUGUUUAAAGAAGGAAACUGUGACGUCGUCAUCAAGAAUCUGAGCUUCAGUGACGCUGGGAAAUACUACUUGAGAGUCUAUUACAAUAAUGAUCAGACAGAGCUGGAGCGACUAAUCAGGACGUACCAACUUCAUAUUCAUGAUGAGAUUACUGUGAAAACAGGCGAGGAGCUAAAGAUGUCUGUUCUGUUGUCUAAUGCUGAUAAAGUGGAGAAAAGCUCUAGUGGAGAGUGGAGGGAGGUUUGGAGCAGAACUGAUGGGGUUCAGAGCGAUCAAAUGAAUGAAAAUGAUGAAAACCUGAUCUUUAAAGUGUUUAUGGACAGAGAUGCAGGAACAUACAGAGUUCUGGACUAUGAAAGAAACAUCUUGAUCGCAGUGACAGUCACAGAAUCAGGUACAGAAUCAAAGGACAAACUGAGCUUCACAAAUAAAGACAAAACUAAUGGCACUGAACAACACACGAAAUGGAUUGUGUCAGUUGGAGUGUGUUUGGGGAUUCUGGCUGUGAUUGUGAUUGUGAUUUCUGUCAUCAUAUGGCGACGUCAGCACAGAGGUCACACACAGGUUCCAGUACAGGAGAAUACAGAGCACAGACACACUGGAGAAACUAUAAUGAUCUUCACUGAACGUGACUCAACUGCACAGGAGCCCUGAACACCUGCGAUGCCACUGGUUACUUGUUAUUUGCCUUCAACACCAACACAAUUCUGUCAACAUAUAACGGCAGCUGGGGGUGUGAUAUGUAUCGUUAAAAAUAUUAUAGUAAUUGUUGUUUUAAUGAUGUGUGAGCUGACAUUAUUUUGUGAAAAAUAAGCCUUGAGAGUCCACGAUUUCACUGCGUGAUGAAAUCUAGUAGAAUGCAGUUAGAAUUACCAGAAAUCAUCAUAGAUAAAGGUGAUCAACUUCAUGUUUAUUUGCACUGACCGUUCACUCUAAGACCAGCAGAAUAUGAAUAUGAAUAUGAUCCCACAGCAUAACAGAGCAACUGGAUCCCCUGAUUGUACUGUAUUUCUAUGCAUGUUCUGCACAAAUCUGUUGAAAUAUGUGCCAGUGCAAGGAAGAGGACACGCAACGUUUCUUUCCCAUUUUAAACAUCUGAAGUUUUUUUCUUGCCGCUGUUGCCUUCUGCUUACUCUGGGAUUUUAAGGAACUAUCUUUUUAUUUGAAAAAGGAAAUCGCUGCUUUAUAAAUAUCACAACCUCUUUUGAUACAGCAAAAUUCUUACUUUUUUAAUUAUGUAUUUUAAUAUUGCAUUUGAUGAUAUUAUACAUGUUACGUUUUUGUCUGUCAUUUAACUUAAAAUCUAGAAGCAAGAAAUGUUUGAUGGAUUUUAAACUCUCUUUAUAAACUGCACCAAAUCAAUCAAUAGAUGUUUAGGAUAAAAAAUAUUUAUCGUAAAUCAUUCUUAUUACCUCACUGUGACUGACAAGGUUUUUAUAAUCAGAUAUGUGCAGAUGAGAGCAGUCAUGUCUUUUGAGUUCAGCUAUUUUUGAUUUUGCUCUGUUUGUGACUCCAUUCAAGGAAUAUUGCAAAUCAAGAUCUGUGGCAUCCGCAGAUCUCUUUAAAAAUAUGUUUGUGAAUUAAACAUGAGACACUAUUCUUCAUCAUUACAGUAUGAUACUGACUACAGUCUCUGGCGCAUUAAUCAAUGUUUUAAAGUUUUUUUAUAUUAUUUUUAGAUUUAUGGUCUUUUUCUUUUCUUAAGAGUUGUAUUUCUCUCAUGUUUAACAUUGCUUUGUUCAGGGUAUAAGAGGAAAACUAAGAUUUUCUGUACAGUAUGUCAUUCUAUUCUACUGUCUGUAUGUUUAAACAUUUUAAUGACUUUGUCUGCUUUAAAAGUCUUGAGAAUCUUUCCUUCAGCGUGAGCUUCCUGCCUCACGUUACCUCAGAAAACAAUCACUUCGUCCUUCAGUUUAAGAAAAAUCAACACCAGAAAACAUGAACUGUUCUGAAAGUUUAGCCAGAACACUUAAACAUUGCAUGUGUUAA
Molecule: messenger RNA, 2175 nt
Organism: Sinocyclocheilus rhinocerous
Lineage: Eukaryota; Metazoa; Chordata; Actinopteri; Cypriniformes; Cyprinidae
Exons: 5
Coding region: 1-840 (279 amino acids)
Source: RefSeq, a predicted model, not a curated record